Messenger RNA from Linum trigynum, 2253 nucleotides. The record is from the annotation of a GenBank genome assembly. NCBI's taxonomy places the organism in Eukaryota, Viridiplantae, Streptophyta, Magnoliopsida, Malpighiales, Linaceae.
GCUCUGGGUUUAGGGUUUAGAAAAAACCAUUUUCAUCUAAACACAGAGGAAGAAACAGAGAAUCAAUUGUUUCUCCAAGACCUUUCACAGACAGAUCAUCCCAUCAUGAAGAGAGCUUCCGUUUCCCUUCUCUCUCGUCUCACCCUGCCACGGCCCAAAACUCUGUCCCCUCUGCUCUCCAGAGACUAUGUCUCCGACUCAUCUCCUUCUUCUUCCUCUCUCCACUCCUCGGCUCACCAUCUGAAGCCUUGCCCCAAAACCCGAGGUCUGCUCAUAAAAUCUCGUUUCCUAGUCAACCCAUCGCGGAACAUCGACACCCUCGUCGAGUUCCCACCGCCGCCCAUCUCGUCGAGGCAGAGGAAAUUGCGAGAAAAAUCACAACUUGAAGAUGCCCUGGAGUCCGCCGACACAGUUGCGGAGACGCUCAAGGUUUUUGAAGAGAUGGAGGCCUCUUUCGAUGAGCGAGACCUCGGGUUGCCGGCACUGAAAGUCGGGCUUCAACUUGAUCAGGAAGGUGAUGACCCUCAAAAGACCUUAGCUUUUGCUACUAGGGCUUUAGAACUCCUGGAUAGAGACGAUAACAAGAACUCUUUCUAUGUCUCCAUGGCCCUGCAGUUAAUAGGCUCGGUGAGCUACAGAUUGAAACGGUUUAGUGAUAGUUUGGGGUACUUGAGUAGGGCUAAUAGGAUGUUAGUUGGAUUAGAGGAAGAGGGGACUGCUAAUGCUGAGGACAUCAUGCCUUUGAGGCACGCCGUGUUGCUUGAGUUGGCUAAUGUGAAGACAGCAGUUGGGCGGAGAGAGGAAGCGCUGGAGAAUCUCAGGACUUGCUUAGAAAUCAAAGGGGUGAUUCUGGACAAGGACAGUAAAGAGUUUGGUGUUGCAAAUAGGGAUUUAGCCGAUGCGUAUGUUGCCGUGCUGAAUUUCAAGGAGGCCUUACCAUUUGCCCUAAAGGCGUUGGAGAUACAUCAGAAUGGAUUAGGGAAUAACUCAGUUGAGGUUGCACAUGAUAGGAGACUUCUUGGAGUCAUUUACAGUGGAUUGGAGGAGCACGAGAAGGCGCUAGAGCAGAAUGAGUUGUCACAGAAGGUGCUAAAGAAUUGGGGUCUCACUGCCGAUUUGUUGCGUGCAGAGAUUGAUGCUGCGAAUAUGCAGAUUGCAUUGGGAAAAUAUGAUGAAGCUAUCGGUACGCUGAAGGGCAUUGUGCAGCAGACUGAGAAGGAUAGUGAGAAUCGUGCCCUUGUGUUUAUCUCAAUGUCGAAGGCAUUGUCUAGUCAGGAUAAAUUUCCAGAUGCAAAGAAGUGUCUUGAGAUUGCUCGUGGCGUUCUCGAGAAAAAAGAACGAGUUUCUCCAGUUGAAGUUGCUGAGGCAUACUCUGAGAUAGCAAUGCAGUACGAGAACAUGAAUGAGUUUGAGAAUGCAAUAUAUUUGUUGAAGAGAACACUCUCCUUAAUUGAAAAGCUCCCACAAGAGCAGCACUCGGAAGGCAGUGUGUGUGCUCGAAUUGGAUGGUUGUUGUUGUUGACUGGUAGGGUUACCCAAGCAAUUCCUUUCUUGGAGACUGCUGCCGAACGGUUGAAAGAGAGCUUUGGGCCCAAGCAUUUUGGAGUGGGAUAUAUCUACAACAAUUUGGGGUCAGCAUACAUGGAAUUAGAUAGGCCGCAGUCUGCUGCACAGAUGUUUGCAGUUGCCAAGGACAUCAUGGAUGCCGCACUUGGCCCUCAUCAUGCUGAUUCAAUCGAAUCUUGCCAGAACCUCUCAAAAGCCUAUGCUGCAAUGAAAAACUAUGGUCUCGCGAUUGAAUUCCAGCAGCGAGUAGUUGAUGCAUGGGAGAGCCAUGGAAUCAAUGCAAAGGAUGAACUCGAAGAAGCUCGUCAACUGUUGGAAGAGUUGGAGAUGAAGGCUCUAACGGGAUCCACGAGCCAACUCCCCAGAAAGGCCUUGCCCCUGCCUUCUGCUUAACCAAAGGCGUGCAGGCGCAACAUACUCGGUCUUUCAGACUAUGCAUUUUAUGGUGAGCGUUGCAUCGUUGUUAUUUGGUUACUUCUAAUCCUAUACAGUAUGCGCAAACUCCCGUCAUGUCCUUGGUUGAGCUUGAAUCAAUUGGAUGAAAGUCGGGAUCUUUUGGAUACAUUUGUGGGCGACAAAAUGACUAAUGUAUUCUACUUUAAGCAAUGAAUGUCAUCCUUCAUCAAGGACCUAUCGAGGUGUUUUGUACGUGUGAGAAAGACAAUGUAAUUAAAGCUAGUUUCCUCU